AUGGACGAGUCAUUCCGGCAUUUCACCAUCAACACAGCCAUAGAAGGCAAUGAGUCCAAUAAGCGACAAUUACAAUUCCCAGCAGAGAUUCUAUUAAAAGUAUUGGAGUUUCAAUUUUAUCAAUUAUUACAAAAUAAUACAUCUUCAAAUUCUUAUAAUAUUCAAUAUUUCAUGAGAUCUAACCUAACGGUAUCAAAGGUUUUCUAUAGAUGUUGCAUCAAGAUCAUUUAUAAAUAUUGUUGUUUUAAAACUCCACAAACUUUUGAUAUUUUUUUGAAUUCAUUAAUUAAAAAUGAUAAAUUAGGUGAAUAUGUUAAAGUGUUGGAUUUCCAAGAAUUUACAUCAAUUGGAUUAGGUCGUACUGGUAAAAUGAAUAAAGAAAUUCAAAUGGUUACUUCAACAACUAUAUUAAAUUGUUUGAAAAAAACUCCAAAUUUAAUUGAAUUUUUAGCAAGUGAAAAUAUUAAAGAUGAUUUAGAUUCAAAUUUAUUAAAUUAUUUAUUUAAUCAAAUGGGGAAUUUAAAAGCUAUUGACUUUUGUGGAUGUUCUGGUGAAGUAUUUGUCUCAAAUUUUGAUCAAUUAAUCAUUAAGAAACCUGGUAAUGAAUAUAUUACUGAUGUUUCAUUUCAUGAUUGUACAGAUUUACAUCCAUGGAUCCUAGAGAAAAUAAUUAUAAAUUUACCAAAUUUAAGAAAAUUAGAUCUAACUCAUACUCAAAUAACUUCCACAAUAUUGAAUUUAAUUCCCUAUACCGCACAAUUAACUCAUUUAUCAUUAUCAUAUUGUAUCCA
Messenger RNA from Hansenula anomala, 791 nucleotides. RefSeq lists its product as uncharacterized. Lineage: Eukaryota; Fungi; Ascomycota; Saccharomycetes; Phaffomycetales; Wickerhamomycetaceae. The annotation marks the transcript as partial. The record is from RefSeq and is a predicted model, not a curated record. The transcript has a single exon.